GUUGGACAGGGAUAGGGACAGGGACCUUUUGGCAGGAUUAUCGAUUUUCCAACGUUUCGAGGUUUCUAGAGCGACACUUGCAUUGCGCAAACUCAGCAACCGUGCAACCCCCAUACUGUGUUUGACGCUACGAGAAUUUCCGAGUGGCGGAGAAGCGUCGCGAGUGUCGCGAGAGCGUCGAUUUCGUCGCCAUGACGAAAAUCCGCGAUAAAUUAUCUAUUUUAUUCGAGUCAAGAUUAAACCAUCGUCGUCGUCGUUGUCGUCUCCUCACUGUCCCACUUUAAAUCCCAUUGUCUUUAUUCGUUCUUUAUCCAUAAGAGACAACAGUUAAACACAAAACCAUUCCUUUGUUGUGCAUUUAGAUGCAACUAAGUGCAUGAAAAAAUGCACAAGGAAAAUGUUGUUAUUUUCAUUGACGUGACCAUUCGAACCUGUUUCUCUAACUAAUUAAUAUAAUAUACAGAUAUAUAUAUAUAUAUACAUAUGUUAACAUAUCAGGUGCUUGGAAUUCUCAAAAAUGGCUGACAGUUGCGUAACAGUUGCGUGCUUCCUGAUCAUCGUUUCGAUCGUUCUCUCCGAUGGUCAAUUAAUGACGAAAGAACAUCGAACUAAUGCUGCUUCCGAAAGGCCAAACAACUUGUGGUGUUAUCAGUGUGAUUCCAUGGACGAUGGGGAUCUGUGCUCCGAUCUUCCCUAUAAUUAUUCUUCUUUUAUGCACAAGUGUAAGGACGAUAAAAGAAUUUGCAUGGUGAAACGAUUCUCUUAUACUACGAGUACGGAAAAUUCAACUUCAAGUCCUCACGUGUGGUCCUUGGAAAGAAAUUGCACGAGUAAAUGCGAACCGGGUUGUAUAGUAAUCGGUGAAAGAACAAAGCUUUACGCUUGCACGGCCUGCUGUGAUAAAUCUUUAUGCAAUACCGGAACCGGAACUGCCAAUGAUCUUACGAUGAAAGAAAUAAAUUUUCUAUUAGCGCUUAUAUUACAAAUCGUUUUAACAAUUACCAUGUAUUCGUCGUGACACUAUCGAUCAAAUAUCAAAUGAUACUAAGUUUUAUUA
Molecule: messenger RNA, 1057 nt
Organism: Polistes dominula (European paper wasp)
Lineage: Eukaryota; Metazoa; Arthropoda; Insecta; Hymenoptera; Vespidae
Source: RefSeq, a predicted model, not a curated record